Messenger RNA from Ixodes scapularis (black-legged tick), 861 nucleotides. RefSeq lists its product as uncharacterized. Bases 1 to 861 code for a protein of 286 amino acids. NCBI's taxonomy places the organism in Eukaryota, Metazoa, Arthropoda, Arachnida, Ixodida, Ixodidae. The transcript has a single exon. The record is from RefSeq and is a predicted model, not a curated record.
AUGGAUCGGUUGAAAGCCAAGCGUUCAGCCCGAAGAGCCCAGAACACGCGGCUGAUUAACGACGCCAACACGAUCUUGAAAGAUCCACAGACAGACUUAGGCAGGCUCCACGCGGUCAAGGAUCGGCUGUCUGCCAGCAACAUCGAGCUAGACCGCAUCAACGAGGAGCUGGAGCCACUAUUUCCAACGACGGAGCUGGAAAAUGAGUACGCUUCUGCAGCCGAAUGCCAAGACCACGCCAUCAGUGUUCUCGCAGAGCUGCGAUACAAGAUCGAACACCUGGAGAUCGCCAGACGUAACCCUGUUCCUCCUACAACGGCCCCAUUACAAGGCGCUUCUGAAAGUAUCACCCCAGUGAGUGGUCCAAGACUGCCGAAACUAGACAUAACCAUUUUUAAGGGCGACAUCAGCCACUGGCGCACUUUCUGGGAGCAAUUUGAUGGAACAAUCCACUCAAGUCGGGCAUUGUCUACAACUGACAAGUUCCAUUACUUACGACGCUACCUCGCAGGCGAUGCAGCAUCGGCAAUUGCCGGGUUACCGACGACCGAGCGGUGCUACGCAGAUGCUAUUGAACUCCUGAAACAGCGCUUCGGAGAUCCCAAAAGAAUAGAGCAGGAACACCUAUCAGCACUGCGAAACCUUCCUCAGAUUCGAUCUUCGGUUGACACCCGGGGUCUUCGCAAGCUUUAUGAUACAACGCAGCUGAACAUACGUUGCCUCAACGCCCUAGAUGUUCCAACUGCAAGUUUUGCGGCAAUGCUCAGCGACAUUCUGAUGAAAGCAAUGCCAUAUGACAUCGUCGUGCAAUAUCAUCGGCAAGUCAGCUACAAGCUCUCAAGCAACGCAAAUUUGAUGUAG